Molecule: messenger RNA, 3427 nt
Organism: Linum trigynum
Lineage: Eukaryota; Viridiplantae; Streptophyta; Magnoliopsida; Malpighiales; Linaceae
Source: the annotation of a GenBank genome assembly
AAGUACAUCGAUAGGAGAUGAUGAUAGCUAAUUACAAACUCAUUGCAGAAUUUCAACACGAGCGCCUCGAGCGAUACACAUACAAAACUCUUUAGAAAGCCUUGAUCGCAACAAAAUCACGAGAGAAGCAAUUAGGGCUUAGGUCAGGGGAACAAAGAGAGAGAGACUGGUUUUAUAGCAAGUAUAGUAAAUUCGUACCGGAGUUUCUACUCGAAAGGUUUAGCCUUCUAUUGGAAAUUCAUUUGUGGUACAACUGUUUUUAUAUCGCUAAAAAUCACUACCGGUUUAACCUUCAAUAUAAGUUUUUUCGUUUGGACAGCUAUUUGAGUACUUCCGAGAACCGCAAAGUUGGGUUUCGUGGAGGUCAUGGGUAGGAGAACAAAUGCUAGAAUGUUGUAGCAAUGGUAACAAGAAAAAAAAAAUAAAGAUUGUAAAAUCGUAUAAGAGGUGUACCAUAUGAGUUUAUGGGACCGUAUUUUGUGAUUAAUUCGUGGUUUAAUCAUUUCAUAAAGAUAAAAUCCUAUACUGAUUUGAGCUAUGAAAAGCAUAGGAGAUGAUCUUACGCUGGGAGUAUGGAUGGCAAAAAUAUCCAAAACCGUGGAUAUCCGCCCCAAUCUUAUUUAAUCGGGUAGGGUAAAACCAUAACUCGAGCGAUUUUCAAUGGGUAUGUGUAAAACCCGAACCCGAAUGUCGCGAAUAAUGGGUGGGGAUGGUUUUCUCACAAUCCAAUAUGAACCCGACCGAUUAUAGACAUGUUCAUUAUUUGUCUCAACAUAUUUUAUAUUUAGCAUACAAAUAUUUUCAUGAAAUUGUGUCGUUUGAAAUUAAUUUUCUUCAUUCUAGUGAUUAUUGUCGUACUUUUUCACUUAUAGAAUGUGAGUAUACGUGUGAAUGUUAACAUGUUGGUUGAAGUUAUAAAAAGAAAUUAUUAUCCAUGGAUAACCGUGGAUACCCAAAACCUAAACGGGUAUAAACAUGAUUUUGAUUUUCUACCCAAUUCUUACAUGAACAUGGAUAUGGGUAAAACACCAACUAAUUUGGGUAGGGUAACGAAUAUACACUAUCCGCCCGACCCGUUAUCAUUCCUAGCUGGGAGCAGGGAUCCUAGUGAAUCCGCUACCACACUUACUCACUUAGGCAGAGCUGUCAAAUCACCACAUCAUAAUUAACUUCGGAGAUAACACGAGGAAGAUUUCGACAAACAAUGACUGAGAUGAUAUCUCUAACGACAGCUGAUGUGUUUGAAAUGGAUUUGCUCGCUCUUCUGUCACUAUCAGUUGGGGGGUUGGAACCGCUGGGAAGAACACCUAUUUCCUCUUACUUGCAUAAAGCCGUUAACGGGAGCGUGAAGCCUCUCCUUUCACCAGAUUGAAGAUGUUGAGGGUGCAAUAUCCGCAAGAGCCUCCAGACACGCCUUAUCAGGUGAUUCGUUAUUUCAUGGAAGGUUCUCCUAAUACGGAAGAGAAGUUUGUUAAGUUUGAGAGGAAGGUAAAAUAAUGGUACACAUACAGUAUCCAUUUCAAACACCGAAUGAGAGAAGUUUGUUAAAUUUACUAUUUAUAUUCAGUUUGUAAUUAGGAAUGUGUACUGAUGAUGUUCAGUUUUCCUUGUAGAAGUAGGAAUACUCUCCCGUCUCUCUGUAUAUAGGAAGGUCGCCUACUGCUAAGCUUGUUGAACAGAGCUUUUAACGAGUCUUCUUUCAGAAAAGAAGAAAUAAAUCUUACAGAUCGAGUUCAGUAGGGAGGUGAGUGAAAGAGAACGACAUGGCAGAGGUAUCGACACCGUUCAGAAAGAAACUCAAGACGAGCCACCACCAACGCCAAGAAAUCGACGUGGUGAGCAAUCUUCCUGACCACAUUCUGCAUUACAUUCUCUCCUUCCUGGACAUGAAGCUCACAGUUCAAACCAGCAUCGUGUCGAAGAGGUGGAGAUUCUUGUGGACAGGUAUCAGCGUCCUCAAUUUCAACCGGUACCCCUUUCGUACCAUGGAGGGGUUCAUGGAGCACGUAGGCAAGCUCUUGUCUCUUCGCUCAAAACAUGGUUCUGCAGCAGCAGUUUCCAGCAUUAGCUUCGACUUCGGAAAAAGGCCAGGGGUUCGAUCUGCUUCCUUGAUGCUUGAUGCUCGUAGGAACAACCACGAUGGUGCCAGUGGAAGUCCAGGAGUUAGCGAGAACCAUUUAUACAUGGCAGGUCACUUCAAAACCAUCGAAAUGGCUGCCUCAAUCAUGACCAGCGGUGGCUAUGGAUCUCUCGAGACCCUCAAGUUGAAGGCAGCUCUACUCGAGAGCGCUGCAUUUCCCUUGGGGUUCAAGUUCGUGACGAAUCUCGAGCUGCACCAUUGUCGGUUCUACUUCUCUAGUGAUCCUUUUGCUGAUCUCCCCUGGUUGAAGUAUCUCAAGCUGCAUGAUUGCUUGCCGGUGCAAGGCCGCUUGCUGAAAGUAUCGGUACCGCAACUGUUGAGACUUGACAUACGAUUCUACGACUCCGACAUCAAGGGGAUCGAAGUUUCUGCUCUCGAGCUCAAAUCUUUUCGCUUCUGCGGUCCUGUAAUGCAGCUCGUCGAACUGAACCUUCCUUCUCUCGACAGUGCGGAUAUUCGUCUCGCGUGGGAUGUGCUGCUCGACAAGCGUCGUGAAUGUAUGAGCUUGUUGCGUGGUUUGCAUAAUGUCAAAUCUCUCAAUCUACGUUUUGACAAGUCGUUACAUGGAAUGAAUUGGAAACCACGCGAGUUCCCUCUUACCGCCAUGAAGCGUUUAAUGGAGUCGGAAAACUCACAUUUUACCAGUCUGGAGCGACUGAGGGUGCAGUAUCCACAGAAACCGCCAAGAGUACCUCGUCAUGUACUUCGUUAUUUUCUUGGAAGCUCUCCAGAAGGGAAAUCCACGAAGUUUAAGUGGCAUAAUGACAUCAAAGCUGGUAAGCUGUUGAAGAGUCAACUCUUUCGUGAGCAGGAGGUACCUCUAUCAAAUACUCUCCGAGAAUCAAAUUUAGUGGUCGAUCCAUUCACCGAAUGUGAACAUAUAAUUGAGUCGAAGAUGAGCAUCUCGAAGCCUUUUCCACGAUUAAUGUAAAAGUGCAUGUGAAGAUCGAGUACGAAACAAUUUAUCUCAUAAGUCGUUUGAAAGUUACGAUUUUGUUAUAGCUAUUUUGAAAUUAUUUGAAAGUUACAAUUGAGAAAUAGAUGUAUUGUAGUGAAUAUACGUGUGUAUGAAUUUGAUAUAAGAUUAUGAAUAUACUAGUGUUUCCUCUUCCAUGUAAUUUUUGAACCCAAAUCAGGUUUUUGUUAUGUUUUUAUAUUCCAACCCGUUGGAUGGACUUCUCCCCUGUUGGGCCUGCCUCAUUCCACUUACUGGACCGGGCUUUGGCUAGCGGAUGUGCGGCCCGGUCCGUCCAAACUCCAAACAUAGAACAAAACUGGAUUAACUAA